AUGUUCACAUUCGACAAACCCGGUGCUUCCGAAGCUGACACGUCUUCGGAACCACAAGUGAUUGAUUUAAACACGUUCGAGUACGAUACCGUGUCUCCUGAGGCACCGGCAGCCAGGAAGUCUCGAUUCUGGUUCUGGCCAUUUGGCGGCAACAGAAGCGCCGAAGAAUCGAUUGCAGCGUCAGGUCCUGAAGCAGUCGCCACUAAGGGAAAGCAGCCUAAGAAAAUUAACGACUCAACCAACAAGGUGAUUGCUAUGAGGAAGGUGCACGAUGAUGGUGUUGAGUUGGAAGAUGAUUUUAUUGACAUUCAAGUUCGGAAGCUUUCGUAUGCGGAAGUUGCCGCCCUCCAACUAAGGAAGGAUGGAGAACUUCUACCAGACUCUUCUAGAAAUGCGUCUUCGGGUGUUUCCCACAUUGACCCAGUUGUCGACCAAGACUUGGAGCUAGAGAAAUCCAUUACUGACGUUGAGUUUGCAGACAGCUACUCGAAGUCAAAGAAGUUCUCAAUCGACGAAUACGGCUGCAGGGAAUCCGCUUGGACGGAGGAGGAGCAGAUCCUUGAAGACUUCAACAAGAAGCUUCCGAAAAGGUUUGCCAAAAAUGGCAGAUACAUGAAGAAGAGAGAUACUCCAGCAGCAAAAUAG
Ogataea haglerorum is the source of this 645-nucleotide messenger RNA. RefSeq lists its product as uncharacterized. Bases 1 to 645 code for a protein of 214 amino acids. The record is from RefSeq and is a predicted model, not a curated record. NCBI's taxonomy places the organism in Eukaryota, Fungi, Ascomycota, Pichiomycetes, Pichiales, Pichiaceae. The transcript has a single exon.